UCAAAGUUGCACCAUCAAGUAGCAAAGUUACUGCAAUCUGUUUUAGUAUAAAUUGAGGCAUCGGCAAAAUGCACAUAACAUACAGAAAGGCUCAUUCCUUUUGUAAGAAGACAUCUGAAAGAAAAUUUUGCUGGCAAAGCGGAAGAGCGACGCAGGUUAAAUUGGAAGUGGAUUGCUGUGCUGCAAACGAGCAAGUGAAAAAUGGUACUCAAGAAGUCAAAGUGGGCUGGUAAAACCGGCAACACGCAAAGAAAGUAUCCCAAACAAAGCAUCUGUGACAAAAAGGCUGCUCAUAUAACUCUGGUACGAUCUCCUGAAUUAGGCCUCAGACAAGACGGCAGGUUGAAGCAAAGGCUAUCACAAAAUGAAAACUCUUCUGUUGGGGUCUCGAUGACACUUAACAAAAAGAAGCGAUGGAUGAUAACUGAAGAGCUUGAGGAAAAUAUGGAUGCCUUAUCAACAAAAAAGACCUUCACAGAGCAAGAUGACAUAAAAAGUCAGUCAUAUGGUAAGAAAAGAAUGAGAGCAAGACAUAGAAAAAACCAGACGGGUGAGCAAAGUGCUCCACCACCAAAAAUUGCUGUUUUUGAUACAGUUAGAUUCACACAAGGCAAAUGUUGUAGAGCAGUAUACAGUUUGGAUGAAGACAAUCCUGGUAUUAUUAAAGGCAAGAAAUGGAAAACAAGAAAAGAAACAAUGACAGAAGACUGUUAUGAUGAGACAUAUGAAAUUGAAUCUGAGGUUCCAUCAUCUAUGUGGCCAUACAAUGUUCAUUCGGCUAGAAACAGUGACCUUGUUAAAGAUAAAACAACAAGGAAGUGUCAUUAUCUGAGAGGAAACAAGCAUACAAAUGACAACAAUUUGAUUCAUGAAGAUCUGGAUGAUUGGUCACGUUUAUAUGAUGAUGAACAAUACGAAAUGGAUCUGGAAGGCAGUUUGGUUAUUGAAGGAAAUGAAGACAUAGAGGCAAAUAUUUGCUUAGGGGAUUUUAUGACAAAAAAAUUCCAGAAAAAGAAAAAGGAAAGAUUUUCAACAUAUGAUGUGAAAAACAGAAAUGAGAGAAUCUCCAUUGAAGACCUUUCAAAAGAUUUUCAAAAGGAUAAUGUCAUUUACAUUGAAGUCGAUGAAGAAUUAAGAAACUUUCAAAUGCAAGAGAUAGAACAGCAAGAAAGUACUGAAAAAGAGACCCAACAAGAUGUAUUUAGCUCAAACCAACACUUAAUAGGAGCUUCUGACUCUGCAAUGUUGGAAUGCCAAGAGUUUGAUGUAGUUGUUAGUACCUCUUCUAUAUUGCACAAUGAACUGAAAUCCAUUUAUGGAAACAAAUAUACAGAGGCAACAGUUAUUCCAAGAUGCUUUGGUGUUUUCAUUGACAAGGUCCUUCCAACAGAUGCCAUGACAGGAUACACUUGUUUCGUUGUGGUUAACCAAACAUGUGAGAGCAAAACAGAUGGGACAUCUUUGGUGAAAAUAAGGAUGUUUAGCAAUGGACCAAAAUUUGACAUGGCUCAGCUGGAACAAAUUCAGGGAACUGUAUUGGUAUUUGACCAAAUCAUCUCAAGCAUAAAGAAAGAUAUGUCUUUUAUACCACCUGUAAGAUGUAACUCUUCAGAGAAAAUGGUUUCUUUCCCCACAAGAAAGCUAACAAAAUGGCAAACAAAAUCCUAUAAUGUCUUGGAGGCUUUCAACCUGCUUGCAAAUGAGGUUUUUGCAGUAAACUCAGGUGAAUGUGAUAUGGAGAGUGAUGUAUCAUGUGAUUUACAAGUUGUCUCAAUAUAUUGUCAAAUAUGCUAUCAACAGUUGGCUGACCCUUUUCUCCCGAUUUCAGAGAAGUCAGGAAUGCACCAUAAAAACUGUCUCCAUAGUUUUUGCAGAGGAUGUUGGCAGUCUCAUCUGACAACCAGAAUUGAAAUGCAGACACCUGUGAUCACUUGCCCUGGCUUUGAUUGCAAAUCAGAAGUGGAUAUAGCUACAAUAUUAAGCACUGUUAAACCAGACAAAGCAAAGGUUUUCAUUAAAACAGUCUUUGAGAGAAAUCUUGCAGCUGCAAGGAAUUGGGAGUGGUGUCCUACUUGUGAAAAGGCUGCAUUUUGUCAUGGCUACCAAGGAGUUAAGGGGCCAUCUGCUCUUGGUGAUAUACCCGUUGUGAAAUGUCAGUGCAACACAACUUGGUGUUUUGAGUGCAAAGAAGAACAACAUUGGCCUGCUACUUGUGAUAGUGUAAGAGAAUACAGAAAUAGACUGGAAAAAGUAGUAGGCAGUAUUUUUGACAGCAAUGGAAGGUUUUAUGUCACUGAAGUAGAACUAAAGCCAUGUCCGCUUUGUAAAACACCCAUCAACAAAUCUCAGGGAUGCAAUUAUAUGACAUGUAGGUGUGGUCGUUCCUUCUGCUGGAACUGCCUGUUGCCAUUUCCAAACCAUAGCCAUGACACUUGUAAAUAUGUACCAGUGAAAAUGAAGACAUUUACAAGUGUUGGUGUCUUCUUGCAGUAUGGUGAUGAGAAGCUCAUGAAAAAAGCUUUAGAGUACAGAUUUCAAAUCACUGAAUUACUCAGAAGCAAGACAAAGCUUGGCCUUGGGCGACAGUCUACACAUGUUAGCAAAAUUCAUCCAGAAGGAUCUAAAGAGGCACUACUGAAAAGAGUGUUUGGAUUUGCAAUCAGUGUUAACAAGAUGCUUGAGUACUUGGUGGUAACAAGAAAGGAGUCAAAAUCAAAACAUUAUAGAAGAAGAAUUUGCCAAUUCUUUGAUGUGGCUGACUUCCUGCUGAAAUGUUUGACAGAUGAACUGUCAGGCAACAACAUCAAAACGAUCAACAUGAAAGAAGUUAUGAGUUUUUCAAAGCAACUAGAUACUCAUGUCCAAAAUCUGAAAGGAUUUGGAUUGUAAUAAUAUAAGUAAGAGCUUUUUCUUCACCUAGUGUGUAUUCUUCACUUAAAUUUGCCCUACCAAUUAACAUCUUACAUUUGCAUCUUUAACUGUUUAGAGCUUUUUAGCAGUUUUUACGUGCACAGAGCCAGUACCAUUAAAGAUGAUUAUUUUUGCAUUUUUCAACUCCCACAUCAGAAAUGAUUUAUCAACUGGAAUUCUCAAGUUAGAGAACGCAACAGGCUUCAAACACAUUUUCUGUUGCUGAUUUAAACCUUCUUGGUAUUAAGAUUUUUAUACCACCUUGAUAUUAAGAUUUUUAGACAGCCUCUCCCAGCCUAAGACAUCUCUCAUGGAAGACCAGUUUUAAAGAAAGUUUGAUAUGUGCACUGUAAAUAACUUAUAAUCUUGUUGUUGGUUCUACCCUCUAGGUAGAAGUGAAAUGUAUUGCAUGUUGAUAAUCAAUGGUUUUUAAAGAUAUUGUAUUGAUAAAUAUUGCCAGAGCAAAUCAAUAUUUUGCGAGUGCAAUCUUUGGUGUGAAAUGUAGUUUAACAUUGCAAAACAAAGUAUGUACUACAAAAAUACACAAACA
Rhopilema esculentum is the source of this 3460-nucleotide messenger RNA. RefSeq lists its product as uncharacterized. NCBI's taxonomy places the organism in Eukaryota, Metazoa, Cnidaria, Scyphozoa, Rhizostomeae, Rhizostomatidae. The record is from RefSeq and is a predicted model, not a curated record. Gene Ontology annotation, biological process: protein ubiquitination. Gene Ontology annotation, molecular function: ubiquitin-protein transferase activity; zinc ion binding.